Molecule: messenger RNA, 844 nt
Organism: Perkinsus marinus ATCC 50983
Lineage: Eukaryota; Perkinsozoa; Perkinsida; Perkinsidae
Exons: 9
Coding region: 22-759 (245 amino acids)
Molecular function (GO): hydrolase activity
Source: RefSeq, a predicted model, not a curated record
AUCUGGUCAAACACACCAAGUAUGUCGUGCUGCCCUACUGAUAAGACCCAGGCCCCUGGCUCUGGCUAUGAACCCAAGGGCACUUUUACCACUAUAGCUGGGCUGAAGUGUUAUACUGUUGGCAGUGGUAGGAAUGGGGUGGGGAUUCUGGCUAUCUACGACAUUUUCGGUAUGCACAGUAAUACCUGCGAGGAAGCUGAUCGCUUGUCGGAAGGCCUGGAGGACGCCUUAGUGGUCGCUCCUGACUUCUUCCAUGGGAAGCCUUGGCCUGCUGAUAAGUUCCCUCCCAACACUCCAGCUCUCCAAAAGGAGAUUGGCGAAUGGUUGGGCGGUCCAGCUGCACCGGCUGCUCAAGUCGAGCCUGCCAGGGCUGUGGCAAAGUAUAUGAUCGAAGAGUGCGGAGUUAAGAAGUUAGGCACUAUCGGUCACUGCUGGGGGGCCAAGGUCGGCGUCCUCAUGGGGACCAACCCCCCGGAACUACGUGCCCAUGCGGGCCCUCAUCCGAGCUUCCUCACUAAGGAGGAUGGACUUAACGCCAAACUACCAGCACUGUAUUUCGAGACUAAGGAUGACGAUCUCGCUGCUUUUGAAGAGGGUGUUCGCGAGGCGGGGGUUAAGAAUGUCACGGUGACUAAGUACAAAGAUACCUUUCAUGGCUUCCUGGCUGGUCGCGGUGACUGGUCGCAACCCGAUCAGAAAAAAAUCAGUGACAGAGCUAUCGCCGAGCUCAUCGACUUUUACAGGAAAUGGCUGUUGUAGAAUUGAUUACUUCCCCCACGAUUUUGUUUCACUUCUCACAAAUGACGACUUUUCUCCACGUCAUGCGAGUUCUUAUUCAGUGAUU